AUGGGUCUCUACGACACACCCCCAGAACACGUGCCGCAAUGGUUCCCCCUGGCAUCCACGGUCGUGCUGGUCUUUGGGUUCGUGACGUGGUACGCCGCCUACGUGCUGAUGACGCUGCAGUCCAUCAAGGACAAGUCGUACGGCAUGCCCAUCAUGGCCACCAUCGCCAACCUGACCUGGGAGGUGCUGUACUCGUUCACGGUGGCGGAGCACCCGUUCGAGAUGGCCGGGCUCGGGCUCUGGUUCUUCCUCGACAUCGCGCUCGUGUGGACCACAAUCAAGUACGCCCCCAACGAGUGGAAGCACACGGCGCCCUGGGUCGGCAACAACAUGGGCCUGAUCUUUGCCUGUCUGCUCCCCUGGGCCCUGUGGGGCAACUACACCUUCUCCAGCUGGUGGCUGAGCGAGCCCGGGUCUGGUUUCGGUAGCAAGCAGGGCAAGUGGUAUCGCGGAAAGGAAGGCUUCGACACCUUGGAGCUGGGCAUGUGGACUGCUUUGGUUCCGCAGGGUUACAUCAGCCUCGGCGGUUUGGCCAUGCUCAUCUCGCGUGGCCACAGCGGCGGGACUAGCUGGACCAUUUGGGCGUUACGAGCCGCCGGUUCCGCGGGCGGCAUGUUUGGCUUCGUCUAUCACGCGUACUACUACUGGCCGGAGCAGCACGGCUUUUUCGCGAACCCCUUCCACCUGUUCCUGCACGCCACCUACCUCAUCCCGGACCUGCUCUACCCCUUCUUCCUCUACCGCAUCAAGCAGACCGAGGUCAUCCUGCCCGACGGUCGCCACAUGAGCGCCCACCACGCCAAGAUUGAGCAGGCCCUGGUCACGCAGGAGAAGGGUUACCGGAGCGUCUUGGUCAACGGCGUCGACGGCCCUCGGUUCCUCGACAGGAAGGUACAGUGA
Messenger RNA from Pyricularia pennisetigena, 900 nucleotides. RefSeq lists its product as uncharacterized. The transcript has 2 exons. Lineage: Eukaryota; Fungi; Ascomycota; Sordariomycetes; Magnaporthales; Pyriculariaceae. Gene Ontology annotation, molecular function: lyase activity. Bases 1 to 900 code for a protein of 299 amino acids. The record is from RefSeq and is a predicted model, not a curated record.